AGCUUUCUACGUAAAGUCUCUCCGCAAAGUCGAUUCGCGAAUCGCGCGAUUAUUGACCAGAAAGAUUAUCUUCCUCUGAUCACUCUCGAUCGAUUUUUUGUAGAAGUGAAUAUUUUUGCGUUAACGCGUGUGUUGGUGCGUCGAUCGUGUACGAAUACGAAGAAUAAUUAGCUUUUUAUUAACGAGCUCAAAAACGCGAUUGAAAUUUCACGGUGCAAUGAUUGCCAUGCCGCUUAGAUCGGAGAUUUCAUCGAGGGACAAUCUUAAUACUCUCACGCAAUCGGAGGAACGACGUCGUACCGGAAGGUAUGUCGCAGGCGGAACAGCUCUCGCAGUUACAUUACUCGGACUGCAUCAUUUGCUUCUUCGAGGCGCGUCCACAAUAGCGGGGGUAUGCAUACCCGCCAUCAUAAUGGUCUUGUACAUAAUCUGGGUGCUGUACUCCGCCCAUAGGGACAGACGGAAGGAGUUGAGAUUCGCGACGGCGAUGCAGUUGACUGAAGUGAUUAGCAUCCCUACCAGAUCCAGAUCUAACGUUAUUUGCAAGAAUUCUACAAGCGACGAUAAUUUAAGGAAAAAUUCGUCAAAUUUAUACAAAUCGCAGAGCCUUCGCGAAAAUCCUACUUUUUUUGAUAAAGAUGAAGCGUGAGAAAAUCAGUUUAAAAUCUGAAAAAUAUUUGGAACAAUUAUUAAGUAAAUAUAAUUUAGGAAUAUAAGUUUUACUAUAAAAAGAUGCUCAAAAAUACGUCGUAUAUUUUGCGUUUAGUUUGGGAGAACGCAUUUCUAAAAAA
Molecule: messenger RNA, 791 nt
Organism: Camponotus floridanus (Florida carpenter ant)
Lineage: Eukaryota; Metazoa; Arthropoda; Insecta; Hymenoptera; Formicidae
Exons: 4
Coding region: 218-649 (143 amino acids)
Source: RefSeq, a predicted model, not a curated record